Molecule: messenger RNA, 2597 nt
Organism: Anopheles cruzii
Lineage: Eukaryota; Metazoa; Arthropoda; Insecta; Diptera; Culicidae
Product: putative sodium-coupled neutral amino acid transporter 10
Exons: 4
Coding region: 125-2563 (812 amino acids)
Biological process (GO): amino acid transmembrane transport
Molecular function (GO): amino acid transmembrane transporter activity
Source: RefSeq, a predicted model, not a curated record
ACGUGUUUCAAUGCCGUAGCAAAAAAUCGACGCGUACACAAGGUUUUUCCGGUGAAAUCGUGUUCCACAGCAUAGAAACCGUUUUGUUCACGAUGCUCCCGGCCGGCGGCUGCUGUCGUGCGUGAUGGAAACGAACACCGUGCAAACGGUAACACUAACGAACAGCAUCAUCGGUGUGGGAAUUUUGUCUAUGCCGUUUUGCUUUCAAAAGUGCGGUAUUGUGCUUUCCAUUGUCCUGCUACUGGUCAGCAGCUAUGUUACCCGGUUGGUCUGCAGUUACAUGGUCAAAUCGGCUAUAAUUUCCCGAAGAAAAAAUUUUGAACAAAUUGCAUUCUAUGCCUUCGGAUCCGGAGGUAAGCUGCUGGUAGAGUUGUGCGUCGUUGGAUACCUGUUGGGGACGUGCGUCGCCUAUUUCGUCGUGGUCGGUGACCUUGGGCCACAAAUUACGGCCAAAAUCCUAUCGCUGGACGAGAGCUACUCGCUACGAUCAUGGGUAAUGAUUGUGGUUACGAUCGUGUGUAUCAUUCCGCUCGGAAUGUUGCGGAACGUGGACAGCCUGGCGUCAGUGUGUUCCGCUUCGCUAGGCUUCUACCUUUGCAUGGUGCUGAAGGUGGUAUCGGAGGCGAGUGUAAAGUUUCAGCAAACCGAUUGGUUCGAUCGACUCGAUCUGUGGAAAUGGAGCGGCAUUUUGCAGUGCAUGCCAAUCUUUACAAUGGCCCUCUCUUGUCAGAUGCAAAUAUUCGAAGUAUACGCAACAAUGCCCACCACCUCACUGGACAAAAUGAGUCGCGUCAUCCGCCAGUCGACAAACAUCUGCACCAUGAUUUACGUAGCGAUCGGCUUCUUCGGUUACGUCGCCUUCAAUGGUCACCGGUUUUCGGGCAAUAUUUUGGUGGACUUUUCUCCCUCCUUCGCCAGCGACAUUAUCAAGAUGGGGUUCGUUCUGUCGGUGGCGUUCAGCUUUCCGCUGGCCAUCUUUCCCUGCCGAGUUAGUCUCUACUCACUGCUGUACAAGCGCACUUCGGAUGCACACUUCUACAUUCCCGAGUCUAAGUUUCGGCCCUUGACGGUGGCCAUUGUGCUGGUGGCACUGAUCGUUGGCCUGCUGAUACCAUCGAUCGAGGUUGUGAUAGGAUUGGUGGGAUCGACGAUCGGAGUGGCUAUUUGUUUGAUCAUUCCGGCUGCCUGCUACAUGACGAUAUGCAAAACUAACAUCAGUGAGAAACAGUUGGCACAGGUAAUGAUUGUGUUUGGGUUCUUCACCAUGGUGCUCGGUACGUACGCCAAUCUGCAGGCGAUUGACAGCACACCGGAGAAGAAGUACGAAUCUACCACCACUACGUUGGCGGUUAUUUUGGAUAAACUAGCCGUAAAUCCACCCGAUGAUACACUGCGAGCGGUCGAGAGUUUUAAACUACCUCCAGCACCGGAUAAGCUGCCGGUGGAAAAGUUGCGUGUGGGCGAUACGAAGAUCAUACCAAAGAUGAAUCCUGUUGUGGAGGUUCCAGAGCAGACGACAGCAACGGCGAUGGAAUCGAAGCCUUUGUCCGGAAAGGAUCCCUCUCCGGAAGUGCAACUCGUACCGUUGCCAACGGAAGCACCACGGGUGGCGAUCAAUAACGAAGCAAUACUGAAGGAGGAUCGCGAAAUAGCGGCCGAGGAGAAGGAAAAGAUCGUCAAGGAGAUCACUGAGCUGCAGAACGCGAAGAAGGUGCUCGAGGCAGAGGUGGAAAACAUUAAGGAGGAGCUGGUCAAGAAGAACAAGGAAACAGAGCAACUGGUGCUGAAGAAGCUUGAUGAGAUUGUGGAGAAAAUUGCUGAGCAGAGCGCCGGCAAGGCGUCGCGUGAAGAGAACCCGGAAGCGGUUGAGGAGCAGGCCAAACCAGCGUCACCAUCGAAGCGUGAUCCUGCGAAAGGUCCGAGCGAUCCAAUCGUCAAACUUCUCACUGCCGGCGGUAGCAAUAAAACAGUUCCUGCGGCUGUCGAGGUGAAUCUAUCCAUGAAAAAUGGCACGAAUUCCUUGGAGCAACCAUCUGAUCAGCAUCGGCCUGACCAGGGUCCCUUGAAUGAUGUAGAUCGACUGCCCGCAGAAGGAGCCGGCGGAGGCGAGCUACCGACAGAGCAAGCGGUAAAACAGACGGACAACGAAUCCAAGGCGCUAUGGAAAGAGGAACAGCACAAAGAUGGAGCUCAAUCAGGGAACGUUGAGUUUCCCAAGAAAUUUGCUCCAUCACAGGCUAUGGACGGUGUUCAACAGGUCCCGGUGCCCCAGACCAAAGCGCAACACACGGAGAAGAAACAGUCAAAGGAAAGUGUUCCUUUGCCACCGUUACCGGUAGAGGAGGUGCCAGUCGAGCGUAAGGUAGAAGCAACGGAAGAGCGCAAAUCAAAAGACGGCGAAGAUGUGGCUGCAGGCAAGCGUGAUUUAUUGGCAAUGCGUUUAAAGCGCGAAGCGGAGAAUCUGAGUGCAACGGAUCCCGACAACUGUCCGAAACCCAGCGUUCCGGAGGGUGCGGUCGCCCAGGAUGAUGAUCUUUCAGUCGAAAAAGAUGGCUUUCGAUAGAGUUUGCAGGCUGAAUAAAGGGGACUUUUUGGUU